This is a messenger RNA of Lottia gigantea (owl limpet), 480 nucleotides long. RefSeq lists its product as hypothetical. Bases 1 to 480 code for a protein of 159 amino acids. The transcript has 2 exons. The record is from RefSeq and is a predicted model, not a curated record. NCBI's taxonomy places the organism in Eukaryota, Metazoa, Mollusca, Gastropoda, Lottiidae.
AUGCAGAAACCUAACAACGUCAUCAAGAAAGAUAUAAUUUUAUCACAUAAACCUAACAACGUUAUUAACAAAGAUAUAAUUUUAUCACAGAAACCUAACAACGUUAUCAAGAAAGAUAUAAUUUUAUUACAGAAACCUAACAACGUUAUCAAGAAAGAUAUAAUUUUAUCACAGAAACCUAACAACGUUAUCAAGAAAGAUAUAAUUUUAUCACAGAAACCUAACAACGAUAUCAAGAAAGAUAUAAUUUUAUCACAUAAACCUAACAACGUUAUUAAGAAAGAUGUAAUUUUAUCACAGAAACCCAACAACGUCAUCAAGAAAGAUAUAAUUUUAUCACAUAAACCUAACAACGUUAUUAACAAAGAUAUAAUUUUAUCACAGAAACCUAACAACGUUAUCAAGAAAGAUAUAAUUUUAUCACAUAAACCUAACAACGUUAUUAAGAAAGAUACAAUUUUAUCACAGAAAGCUGCAUAA